Molecule: messenger RNA, 162 nt
Organism: Guyanagaster necrorhizus
Lineage: Eukaryota; Fungi; Basidiomycota; Agaricomycetes; Agaricales; Physalacriaceae
Exons: 1
Coding region: 1-162 (53 amino acids)
Source: RefSeq, a predicted model, not a curated record
AUGAGUGAUAGUGGAUUAUUGAGGAAUUUUAUAUUGACAACACUAGCUGAUCAGCUCAAAAUUAAGAAGAUAGUAUUGGGAAAACCUGUCAUCUUGCAUCUGGCUAUACAGGACUCAAGGUCUUGCAUAAAUUCUGAGACAAAAGCAACACUGAUUGUCUAA